Messenger RNA from Schistocerca gregaria, 1151 nucleotides. RefSeq names its product WD40 repeat-containing protein SMU1-like. The coding region runs from base 161 to 1078 and encodes 305 amino acids. Gene Ontology annotation, biological process: mRNA splicing, via spliceosome. Gene Ontology annotation, molecular function: protein binding. The record is from RefSeq and is a predicted model, not a curated record. The transcript has a single exon. Gene Ontology annotation, cellular component: precatalytic spliceosome. Lineage: Eukaryota; Metazoa; Arthropoda; Insecta; Orthoptera; Acrididae.
UUGGGUCAGGCGCUGAAGUACCAGAGGGGGGCGGGGAUGUUGAAGGAGCUGGAGGGGGGGGGGGGGGUCGGCGCAGCCGGAGAGGUACGAUUUGUUUCGGGGCAAGGUGCCGGUUGUGGAGGAGGAGGACGAGACGUUUUUCCGCACGUGCUUGAGGACGAUGCAGUUCGACGCGCAGGCGUGUCCGGAGGUUGCGCGAUUCUCUCCGGACGGACAGAUGUUGGUCGUGGGGUUGAUCAACGGGUUCAUCGAGAUCUACGACCCGAAGACGGGGAGGCUGAACACCGAGUUGGCCUACCAGGAGAGAGACGAGUUCAUGGUCCACAAGGGUGCGGUGUUAUGUCUAGCAUUCUGCAGACAGGGCGACUAUAUGCUGAGCGGGGACCAGUUCGGAGACAUCAAGUUGUGGAGGCUCUCGACAGGACAGUGCAUAAGGAUGUUCGAGUCCGCCCAUUCCGACGGCGUGACCUCCCUCUCUUUCUCCAAGAACAACGACCAGGUGCUGUCCACCUCGUUCGACCAAACCGUGCGCAUACACGGCGUCAAAAGCGCGAAGGCACUGAAGGUCUUCCGCGGACACACCAGCUACGUCAACGGGGCCCUGUGGACGUCCGAUGGCCAGGUCGUCUCGGCCUCCUCCGACGGCUACAUUCGAGUCUGGAACGCCCAGACCGAGGACUGUCUGCGCUGCUUCCAGGCGAACCCUACCUGUCCGGAGUUCAAGAGGCCCAUCCACACCCUCGCCCUCCUCGGGUACCAGGAUCACUUCCUAGUCUCCGACCGCUCCAGCCAAAUACAGGUCAUGAACAAGCAAGGAGAAAUUCUCAAGACCUACCGACUCUCCGCCGACGACAACGAGCCCCCCGAGUUCACCGCCGUCACCGUGUCCCCCAAGGGCAAUUGGAUCUACGCCGUCGCCAGCGACCAGUUCCUUUAUUGCCUCAACGUCCUCUCCGGAGAGGUCGAGCACUCGCUCAAGCUCCACGACAAGGAGGUCAUCGGCCUCCACCACCACCCCCUCAAGAACGUGCUCCUCUCCUUCUCGGCCGGCGGCGAGCUCAAACUGUGGAAAUCGUAAAACCUAAAGACCCGCCGCAUAGAAAAAAAAAAAAAAAAAAAAAAAUAAUAAUAAUAAACCUCUCAAAAAAAUU